Molecule: messenger RNA, 765 nt
Organism: Saccharomycodes ludwigii
Lineage: Eukaryota; Fungi; Ascomycota; Saccharomycetes; Saccharomycodales; Saccharomycodaceae
Gene: ZIP2
Product: Zip2p
Exons: 1
Coding region: 1-765 (254 amino acids)
Source: RefSeq, a predicted model, not a curated record
AUGCCAGCUUCAGAUUCCUUGACCAUCAAACCAAGAUUACUUUGUAAAAGAAACAAUUAUGAAAUUUAUGGUAAGGUAACCAAAACCUCGUAUAUUAUAGCAAAUACCAAUAUUGUUCCAAUUAAGCUUUUACAAAAACUGUAUAAUACUUUUCCGGAAAGUAUUAUCGUAUUUGAGCAGGAAUGUUUUAAAGUCAUGAGGUGUGAGUUCAUAUUAAACGCAAGCUGUUGUAUUAAAAUUAUUAAUGAUUAUAAAAUCUUCCAAAAACAAUCUACUUCCAAUAAUAUAUUACUAGUAGAUGAUGAACUAAAUGAUUUAUGUAUAAAGUACAAAACUGUAUUUAUUAUUUUAACAUCUAAUUUGGAAAUACAUGAUAACAAUUUGUGGAAAUGUCAAAUCUUGUUGAAGAGCAGAUGGCCAAUAACUAAAUUGAAAGUCGCAGUUUCAACACCAGACUAUGAAGAUAUUGCGUCAUCAAUUUUACAAAUUGUUGGCUUUGUCACAUGCAUCAUUAGUGAUAGAGAAAACGACUGCAAGGGUAUUAUUAACUUGGAUUGUACAGGUAGCAUUGACGAGUUAAUACUUAUAGAAUUAGGAUUAAACAAUUUUCAAGUCAAAAACGUUUUAAGAGAGUUUAAAUCUGCAUAUGACUUUAUUAAUUGUUCAAAAUCAACAAAAUUACGUAUAUUAGAUGGUAAUCUGGCACAAGUUGAUAGCUUGUGUAAACUUUUGAGUAGUGACUUCCCCCAAGUGAGGGCAUUAUGA